Ichthyophthirius multifiliis is the source of this 1284-nucleotide messenger RNA. RefSeq lists its product as hypothetical. The record is from RefSeq and is a predicted model, not a curated record. The transcript is spliced from 3 exons. Lineage: Eukaryota; Ciliophora; Oligohymenophorea; Hymenostomatida. Gene Ontology annotation, molecular function: protein binding; mRNA binding.
AUGGACUUUGAUAAACUCAAGACUAUCCUCCCAAAAGAUCCUUUAUUUUGGAAUACAGACGAAACUUUAAAAUGGUUGUAAUUUAUUGGUUUACAACAAUAUUCUGAUUAAUUUAUUUAAUAAACAGUAGAUGGCUCUUGCUUAUAAUAAUUAGAUAAAUAUGACUUAAAAUUGUUAGGAAUAUAUAAUUAAAUACAUUAAAAAAAAAUAAAAAAUUGGUUGAAACUAGGUUUGUUAUAAUAUUCUUUAUUUCUUAAAGGUCUAAAAUAUCCAUAAGAUUAAGAUUAAAAUGAAAUAUUGUUUUAUGAAAAAUUAUAUCUAAAUAAUAUUAAUGAUGAAUAAAAUCUAAUAAGCUAAAUGUAACAUUAACUAAUUGAAAGUGAAAAAAAUUUUAGUGAUCAUUCUUCAAAUAAUGAUGAUUGUACAAGAGAAAACUAAUAAAUUAAAUAAUAAAUUCAGCCUGAAGAAUAAAAAAAAAACGAAUAAUACGAAUUAAUAUUGAAACCUAUAGAUAGUGUUUAAGUAAGUUUUUAUUCUAUAAAAGAGGAAGGAGCAAAAAUAGGAAGAAAUAAUGCAAAUGGUAUAGUUAUUUUAAAUGAAACAGUUUCUCGUUUUCAUGCUUAGAUUUCUUUUAUUAGUAUAAAUUUUUAUAUUAAAGAUUUAGGCUCUAUAACUGGUACUUUUACUCGAAUUAAAGAUAGAAUUGUAUUAGAAUAGGGAAACAUCAUUGAAAUGGGAUCUUUUUAAUAUUAUAUUUAAAGUAUUUAAGAAAAUAUUUUAUAAAUAAGUAUUUUAGAAAAACCUGGGAAUUUAUAUAAUUUGUAGUUUUGUUAUGAAAUGAUUGAAUAAGGUUAAUACUUUUCAAUAGGAAGAAAAAUAUCUAAUAAAAUUUGUUUUGAAGAAGAUUCCCAUUUAUCCAAUGUUCAUGCUAAAAUUUUUUUAAUUUAAGGAAAAUUCUUAUUAGAAGAUAAUUGCUCUACUAAUGGAAUAUGGUUAAGAUUAAGUGAUGAAGGAAAAGAAAGUGAAUAUUUUUAAUUAUAGAACGAAACAUAAAUCAGAAUAGGAAAUGAUUUUUAAUAUAGUUGUUAAAUUAAUUCUUAAAAAUAAGUAAUUGAUAAAAUUGAUUAAUAAAAUUUAUGUAUUAUUUGUUGUGAAGAAGAUAGGGAUGUUAUUUGUAUCCCUUGUAGACAUAAUGCUUCUUGCUUGAAAUGUAGUAAAAACUUAAAAAAUUGUAUUAUAUGUAGAUUCCCUGUAUAAGAUAUUGUAAAAAUUUAUAAAUCUUGA